GUUCCUCCAAUACAUACCCACAUAGUUUUGAAGAGAGAAAGUUUGGAGAUAGAAAUGGAGAGAGCAAUUGAGAGACAGAGAGUGCUGCUCCAACAUCUACGUCCUUCUUCCACUUAUUCUUCGCUCGAGAACAUCGAUUCUCCUCUCUCUGCAUCUGUCUGUUCAGCUGGUGAUAGUGCCGCUUAUCACAGAAGUUCUCUGUUUGGGGAUGAUGUGGUCAUUGUAGCUGCAUAUCGGACUGCACUUUGCAAGUCUAAGAGGGGUGGCUUCAAGGAUACCUAUCCCGAUGAUUUACUCGCUCCAGUUUUGAGGGCCCUGAUAGAGAAAACAAAUUUGAACCCAGCUGAAGUUGGGGACAUUGUGGUGGGCACAGUAUUGGCGCCAGGCUCCCAGAGAGCAAGUGAAUGCAGGAUGGCUGCAUUCUAUGCUGGUUUUCCUGAAACUGUACCAGUGAGAACUGUGAAUAGGCAAUGUUCGUCUGGCCUUCAAGCAGUUUCUGAUGUCGCUGCGGCUAUCAAAGCUGGAUUUUAUGACAUUGGGAUUGGUGCUGGGUUGGAAUCCAUGACUGCAAAUCCAAUGGCUUGGGAUGGAUCAGUCAACCCAAGAGUUAAGACAAUGGCACAAGCCCAAGAUUGUCUUCUUCCAAUGGGGAUUACUUCAGAAAAUGUUGCAAACCGUUUUGGUGUAACAAGGCAGGAGCAAGACCAGGCUGCGGUCGAGUCACAUAGAAAGGCCACUGCUGCAACUGCUUCUGGAAAAUUUAAAGACGAGAUAAUACCUGUGAGCACCAAGAUUGUUGACCCAAAAUCUGGAGGUGAGAAACCUGUUACAAUCUCUGUUGAUGAUGGAAUUCGGCCAAACGCAACAACUGCAGAUCUAGCAAAACUGAAGCCGGUAUUUAAGAAAGAUGGGACCACCACUGCUGGGAAUUCUAGCCAAGUGAGUGAUGGUGCUGGAGCCGUCCUCCUCAUGAAGAGAAGUGUUGCAAUGCAGAAAGGAUUACCAAUUCUUGGUGUAUUCAGGACUUUUGCUGCUGUUGGUGUAGAUCCUGCCAUCAUGGGUGUUGGCCCAGCUGUCGCAAUUCCAGCUGCAGUCAAGUCUGCUGGUCUUGAACUUGAUGAUAUCGAUCUUUUUGAGAUAAACGAGGCAUUUGCCUCACAAUUUGUGUAUUGCCGUAAGAAGCUGGAGCUUGACCCAGAAAAGAUCAAUGUUAAUGGAGGGGCAAUGGCCAUUGGGCAUCCAUUGGGUGCAACAGGAGCUCGCUGUGUGGCCACUCUAUUGCAUGAGAUGAAGCGUCGUGGCAAAGACUGCCGCUUUGGCGUGGUGUCGAUGUGCAUAGGAAUGGGGGCUGCUGCUGUGUUUGAAAGAGGAGAUUCUUGUGAUGAGCUCUGCAAUGCUCGCAAAAUCGAAACCAACAAUCUUUUGUCUAAAGAUGCUCGGUAGAAUUCAUACAAUCUUCUGCAACUAUUGUUAGUAAGGUUACAGGUGGGAUCAAGUCCUAAUAAAGCAAUGUAAUAAAUCGCCUUUUUUUUUCCCAAGGAAUAUGUCGACAAUUUUAAGGAUUGGGUUUGUAUCUUGACGUUGAACUUGAAGAGACAUACUAUUUACCUGUUAGGCUCUUUUGGCAUGUGCUGGUUGCGUAUUAUAGCUGAAUGAAAUUUCUGUUACAAAG
Messenger RNA from Ilex paraguariensis (yerba mate), 1672 nucleotides. Lineage: Eukaryota; Viridiplantae; Streptophyta; Magnoliopsida; Aquifoliales; Aquifoliaceae. The record is from the annotation of a GenBank genome assembly.